AUGACCACUGGUGGUCGUGAACCCUUAGGCAAGGAAAUUAGUGUAAAUGGAAGAAAUGGUGGCCAAGUGGGCCACCAAGAUGAUAUCGGGAAUCUCAACGAUGUCAAUGACCCGAACAUUAAAGACCAAUUCCAAAUUGAUUGUGUUGGGGCCAUUUGUUUGCCUCUAGCUGAAGGGAACUUUGUGUUCCACAUUAUAAGCACCAUUCUUCAGUUCCUUCAACUGAAGGGUUUAUUCGGAGGUCUGGUUCAUGAGGAUCCCCAUGAGCAUAUAAGAAAUUUUGUUGAUAUCUGUGGACUUUUCUCCUUUAAGAACAUAUCUCAAGAAUCGGUCCGGUUGAGGUUGUUCCCAUUUUCUCUAAUGGGUGAAGCAAGCAAGUGGUUGGUGUACUUACCAAGAGAUUCUAUCACUUCAAAGAAGAUGACUCUUCAUGAUAGUAUCCAAAGUUUUAAGUGCUUGGAGGGUGACCCAAUCCACGAGACAUGGCUGAGGUUCAAGAAGCUAUUGCUACAAUGCCCAACUCAUGGAUUGCCUAAGAACGAGACACUGCAAUACUUUGAUAGGAGUCUUGACUCAGUGAACAAAGAAGUUGCUGACCAACUCGUUCCCGGAGGUAUAAUGCAAAUUCCCUAUGAAGUAGUUUCCCAACUCCUCAACUGCAUGACCAAGAUUAACAGGGUGUGGUACACUUGGGAGGACAAAGUCUCUCCUCUAAACUUCCGAAUGACAAAAGAUCAAAUUGAAAAAGAUCAAGAGAGAGAUAAAAACAUGUCAAAGAUGUUCCCCCAGUUGGAUAUCUUAUCUAACAUUGUCAUGAGUAUUGGUACGAAGAGUGUUAAUGUUGUGGUUGUUGGUGGAGUGAACCUUGAUGAAGCCCAAUUUCAAGCAUUGUACAAUAAGGAAGUAAGGUACAUAUCGAACCAAGGAAAAGGUUAUCGUGCUAACUACCAAAGACAGGGUGAAAACCAAGGUUGGAAUAGAGAUGAGGGCUGGAGAGACCGUGAUAGAGAUUGGCGUGAUUGUAAUAACACUUGGAAGGAACGAGAAGGGGAGAAUGAUAGGUAUGUUCCUCCCUAUGACUGUCAAAGGCCUAAAGAUUUUGAGGGUGGCCGGACUGAGGAUAUUCUCUCAGGCUUUCUCAACAAGGUUGAAGGGUUCGAUAAAGUUUUGAAGGAAAUGAAGGACGAUGUAUCGACUCUCAGCCAGACGGUGACUUCUCAUUCCAUCUCUAUCAAGCAGUUGGACACCCAAAUGGGUCAAAUUUUGUCACAUCUUAACCCAAGACAACAAGGGGGUUUGCCUAGUGAUACUGUGGAAAACCCUAAGAAUGAAGCUUGA
Messenger RNA from Solanum stenotomum, 1338 nucleotides. RefSeq lists its product as uncharacterized. The record is from RefSeq and is a predicted model, not a curated record. The transcript has 2 exons. Bases 1 to 1338 code for a protein of 445 amino acids. Lineage: Eukaryota; Viridiplantae; Streptophyta; Magnoliopsida; Solanales; Solanaceae.